AAAAUAUAACACGCUACUAAAAAUAAGUGAUUAAAAAUUAUUGUUUAAUAAUAAAGUAAAGUCCCGUGUUGACAUGUUUCUAUGGGUAAAUGGUAAAGUACUAACAUCUUGGUACUCUCUCAAUAUUUUUGGGAUAUAAAAUGAAUACUAUGAUAUGGAAUCAACAGUUCGAAAUCUGUAUUAGACAAGAAAGUACUCCGUUGGAAAAUAGAAAAGAUUAACGAUGAAGUUCAAACAUGGAUCAACUUUUAUUCUAAUAUUCGCAUUAAUAGUCUUAACAGGCGCCGAAGAUGAUAAUGAACAAAGAAUUAAAAGAUCGCCCAAACCAGAUUGGGAAGUGAAUCCAGGAGCUAACCGUGAUGAUGAUGGUAAUACCAAUGCAGGCGUCCAAGUGAAAAAUCAUGGAAAUGACCACGAUUUUGAAGCAGGAUGGAGCAAAGUAGUUAGUGGACCCGAUAGAGCUAAACCAACAUGGCAUGUAGGUGGUACCUGGAGAUUCAAACGAUCGCCGAGACCAGAUUGGGAAGUGAAUCCAGGAGCUAACCGUGAUGAUGAUGGUAAUACUAAUGCUGGCGUCCAAGUAAAAAAUCAUGGAAAUGACCACGAUUUUGAAGCAGGAUGGAGCAAAGUAGUUAGUGGACCCGAUAGAGCUAAACCAACAUGGCAUGUAGGUGGUACCUGGAGAUUCAAGAGAUCGCCUAAACCAGAUUGGGAAGUGAAUCCAGGAGCUAACCGUGAUGAUGAUGGUAAUACUAAUGCUGGCGUCCAAGUAAAAAAUCAUGGAAAUGACCACGAUUUUGAAGCAGGAUGGAGCAAAGUAGUUAGUGGACCCGAUAGAGCUAAACCAACAUGGCAUGUAGGUGGUACCUGGAGAUUCAAGAGAUCGCCUAGACCAGAUUGGGAAGUAAACCCUGGAGCUAACGGUGAUGGAAAUGGUAACACUAAUGCUGGUGUAGAAGUAAGAAAUAAAGGCAAAGAUCAUGACUUUGAGGCUGGAUGGAACAAAGUUGUUCAUGGACCCAACAGGGCUAAACCAACAUGGCAUGUAGGUGGUACCUGGAGAUUCAAGAGAUCACCUAAACCAGAUUGGGAAGUGAAUCCAGGAGCUAACCGUGAUGAUGAUGGUAAUACUAAUGCUGGCGUCCAAGUAAAAAAUCAUGGAAAUGACCACGAUUUUGAAGCAGGAUGGAGCAAAGUAGUUAGUGGACCCGAUAGAGCUAAACCAACAUGGCAUGUAGGUGGUACCUGGAGAUUCAAGAGAUCGCCUAGACCAGAUUGGGAAGUGAAUCCAGGAGCUAACCGUGAUGAUGAUGGUAAUACUAAUGCUGGCGUCCAAGUAAAAAAUCAUGGAAACGACCACGAUUUUGAAGCAGGAUGGAGCAAAGUAGUUAGCGGACCCGAUAGAGCUAAACCAACAUGGCAUGUAGGUGGUACCUGGAGAUUCAAGAGAUCACCUAAACCAGAUUGGGAAGUGAAUCCAGGAGCUAACCGUGACGAUGAUGGUAAUACUAAUGCUGGCGUCCAAGUGAAAAAUCAUGGAAACGAUCAUGAUUUUGAAGCAGGAUGGAGCAAAGUAGUUAGUGGACCCGAUAGAGCUAAACCAACAUGGCAUGUAGGUGGUACCUGGAGAUUCAAACGAUCGCCGAGACCAGAUUGGGAAGUGAAUCCAGGAGCUAACCGUGAUGAUGAUGGUAAUACUAAUGCUGGCGUCCAAGUAAAAAAUCAUGGAAAUGACCACGAUUUUGAAGCAGGAUGGAGCAAAGUAGUUAGUGGACCCGAUAGAGCUAAACCAACAUGGCAUGUAGGUGGUACCUGGAGAUUCAAACGAUCGCCGAGACCAGAUUGGGAAGUGAAUCCAGGAGCUAACCGUAAUGAUGAUGGUAAUACUAAUGCUGGCGUCCAAGUAAAAAAUCAUGGAAAUGACCACGAUUUUGAAGCAGGAUGGAGCAAAGUAGUUAGUGGACCCGAUAGAGCUAAACCAACAUGGCAUGUAGGUGGUACCUGGAGAUUCAAGAGAUCGCCUAGACCAGAUUGGGAAGUAAACCCUGGAGCUAACGGGGAUGGAAAUGGUAACACUAAUGCUGGUGUAGAAGUAAGAAAUAAAGGCAAAGAUCAUGACUUUGAGGCUGGAUGGAACAAGGUUGUUCAUGGACCCAACAGGGCUAAACCAACAUGGCAUGUAGGUGGUACCUGGAGAUUCAAAAGAUCGCCAAGACCAGAUUGGGAAGUGAAUCCAGGAGCUAACCGUGAUGAUGAUGGUAAUACUAAUGCUGGCGUCCAAGUAAAAAAUCAUGGAAACGACCACGAUUUUGAAGCAGGAUGGAGCAAAGUAGUUAGCGGACCCGAUAGAGCUAAACCAACAUGGCAUGUAGGUGGUACUUGGAGAUUCUAGAAUCCUAUAGCAAUAGGAAUAUUACGAAAUACAAAUAUUCUCGUAUUUUGUACUAUUUAUUUAAUUUAUUGUAAUAAAAAAUUAAAUCGA
This is a messenger RNA of Diabrotica virgifera virgifera (western corn rootworm), 2482 nucleotides long. RefSeq names its product acaloleptin A-like. Bases 224 to 2392 code for a protein of 722 amino acids. The transcript has 4 exons. Gene Ontology annotation, biological process: defense response to bacterium. The record is from RefSeq and is a predicted model, not a curated record. NCBI's taxonomy places the organism in Eukaryota, Metazoa, Arthropoda, Insecta, Coleoptera, Chrysomelidae. Gene Ontology annotation, cellular component: extracellular region.